AACCUACACAGAACAAAACAGUAGACAGAAAUGAUCGUGGGCACAUUAUAUGCAUAAAAGAAUUUUAGGGUAUACAGAGAGUGGCCUACGUGCCAAAAGGUCACUGUAUUUAGGAAAAGUUACAUUCACAACCAGGAGGUGUGUAACCUUCCACAAGAGCAUUGCACUAAUAACGGCGAUUUACAUUUUGAUUUGUCUUCCAACAGCCAAAGGAUAUGCCAUACAAUCACAAUGGCAUAAAUAUUCCACACUCGUGGCGAAUAUAGGAAAUAAUGUAUGCUCGGAAGGAGGAACAUCUGAAAGAAACUUAAAAUAUCACACAGAAUGUAGAGUGUUUUCUAUAACGGAAAACCCAGAAUACAACAAUGAAGCAUUUGAUGGCGAUAACCGGGAAACGAGAAAUGAUGCCGAAAUAAACAGUAAUAAGGAGCAGAAUGACACGAAUCUAAUAGACAAAGAUCGUGAUACAAGCAUUGGCGCAUCUGAUUGCAGAGAUAUGACAACAAAACAACUUUCUAACGUUGAAUUUGAUGAAUCAAUUGAGGACAGUAUAGAUUCAGAUGGUAUAUCUGAUGAUAAUAUUGAUACUUCAAGAGAGACGGGGGCAGUAAAAGAUUUCGGGGCCCAUAAUGAAACAUCGACCAUAUCAGAAUUAUCUUAUAGUACACCAAAAAAUGAGCAAGAUGAUAAAGAUGCACAUGAAACAAUCCCAUUUAAACUUAACGGGCCAGAGGACAAAGUCAAUAACAUGCUGUCUAAACGAAUAUUCGUUAAAAAACUGUUCAAACGAGUGCCACAAAUUAGUGAUACGACAAGCAUACUAGUAAGAUCAAAGGCCCAUGUCAAGGGUAAAGUAGGAUCACGCCAAGACCUGGCAAUGGGCAAUUCAAACAAAAUCAAAAACGUAGAUACAGUAGAGGAACCUGUAUACGAUGGGAAACCGCUCUAUGCAGGAGUGUAUAAUGGUCUAACACCAUGCAAACAUACACAAAAGAGAAUUAUCAGAGAAAUAAAAGUUAAAGUGGAUUGGUAUGCCCAUAGCAUCACUCACCAAAUCAAAAACGUUACCACGUUCUAUGAACAAUUGCUAAGGUAUAUACACCCCUUCCAGUAUCAAAUGCUUAUGACUUCUAUAUACGAACUACAUCAUACGAAGCAAAUUAAGAUGGAAUUUAAAGAACUAAUGGAACAACUGAAACAAUAUAAAGUAAAUAUAAUAAAUAGAGCAAACAAUUUUAAUUCAAAAAUAGGACAUGUAAGAAAAUGUAGAGAAGCAUUCGUUAUGGCAAAGGCGUUUAUACUCCAGCUCGAUGAAUUCUAUAAAGAAGCAGAAACAUAUAUAGAUCUGUACCGAAUGUUCGCCAAACACUUUAGAAAACUACCGGUAUUGGACAUUAAAAAACCAAUCGUAACUAUAAUAGGCUGUCCCAAUGUUGGAAAGAGUACUCUAUUCCUCGAUAUAUGCAAAGCACCGGUUCAAAAGAUCAAUCAGAUAGACCUAAAGGAAGACCUACCAGAAACUAUAGGCCUCAUAUCAGACGUCCUGGGACUGAAGUGGCAGGAAAAUGUAGAACCCACGGUACAAAGAUGCCAAGGAGAAGUUAAAGUCGCAGACUACAAGUUCAGUACAAAGUCUGUUGCAGUAGGAGAGGUGCAUUAUAGACUUGAAAACUUUACGGGAGAAGGACAGAUAUUAGACGUGCCACCACUCCUGUGGAGGAAUACACCUAAAAUCAACCCAUAUGAGAGAUUAACAUACGCUGCACUCAAGGACUUACCAUCGGGAGUCAUUUUUUGCUUCGACACGUCACAGAAACUGAAUGAACAAAUACAACUAUACCGCUCUCUAGAAUCUAGGUUCCCACAUAGGCCGUGGAUCAAUGUUAUCACCAAGGGUCAUGAUUCAGAUAUCUUAACAAAAGAGGAUAUCACCAUUGUGCCAAGAGAAGAACUCAUACACCAUUUGUACCAAAUGUUUAGCAACUUGGAUUCCCUCCUAAAGGCGCAGCAGGUUGAUACACAAAGUAAAUAAGAAACUAAAAGAUAACGCACCAGCUACCAAAGAAUU
Molecule: messenger RNA, 2068 nt
Organism: Babesia bovis T2Bo
Lineage: Eukaryota; Apicomplexa; Aconoidasida; Piroplasmida; Babesiidae
Product: Nnucleolar GTP-binding protein 1 (NOG1) family protein
Exons: 3
Coding region: 50-2032 (660 amino acids)
Biological process (GO): ribosomal large subunit biogenesis
Cellular component (GO): nucleolus
Molecular function (GO): RNA binding; GTP binding; GTPase activity
Source: RefSeq, a predicted model, not a curated record